Mastomys coucha (southern multimammate mouse) is the source of this 8185-nucleotide messenger RNA. RefSeq names its product regulation of nuclear pre-mRNA domain containing 2 (gene Rprd2). NCBI's taxonomy places the organism in Eukaryota, Metazoa, Chordata, Mammalia, Rodentia, Muridae. Gene Ontology annotation, molecular function: RNA polymerase II C-terminal domain binding. The transcript is spliced from 11 exons. Bases 558 to 4913 code for a protein of 1451 amino acids. Gene Ontology annotation, biological process: mRNA 3'-end processing. The record is from RefSeq and is a predicted model, not a curated record. Gene Ontology annotation, cellular component: RNA polymerase II, holoenzyme.
CGUUGCAGAAAAAAAAAAAAAAAGAAAAGAAAAAAGAAAAAAUUCUGACUAGGUAGCUUUGGGCCUUUUCUGUGGUAGAGAAUCUCAAGGAAAAGCUUUCUGCAACCGAAGGGACAGCCGGGUAGUGUUACAUUUUUGGUCCCAAGGCCUCCCCGGGCUCACCGGAGUUUGGCCAACGGGAUGAGGGAAGGGCCUUAAGAGUUGAGGACCGUAGAGGAUAAAACCAUUAGUUUUCGGCUCUGGGCGUUUUGCAAGGCGUCGCAGGUCCUGUUUCCUACGUGGUUCUCUCCGACUUCUGGUUUAAACACCACCCCCGAACCAUUCCGACAAACCUUCGCAGCCCGCAGCCCCUCCUUGCAGCGUGUGGGAGCCGCCAGCGCGCCCAGCAGCUAGCCUGCCUUCCUCCAGAGCUGCCUAGCGCGUGCAGCAUCCCCACCCCCUGGCCUCCCUCCCCUCCUGCUGCUUUCACGCACUCGCAGUGAUUGUUUUUGCCCGCUCCCGCCGCCGCCGCCGCUGCGGCCGCCAGAGAACCAGCGGCGCUUGUGCAAACCGGGAAGAUGGCGGCCGGCGGCGGCGGAGGCAGCAGUAAGGCCUCCUCCUCGUCGGCCUCGUCCGCAGGGGCCCUGGAGUCCUCGUUGGAUCGAAAAUUCCAGUCGGUGACCAACACCAUGGAAUCCAUUCAAGGCUUGUCGUCCUGGUGUAUAGAGAACAAGAAACACCACAGUACGAUCGUCUACCAUUGGAUGAAGUGGCUCCGGAGAUCUACAUAUCCUCACCGUUUGAAUCUCUUUUAUCUUGCCAAUGAUGUCAUACAGAAUUGUAAAAGGAAAAAUGCAAUCAUAUUUCGUGAAUCAUUUGCUGAUGUGCUUCCUGAAGCAGCUGCUCUAGUGAAGGAUCCAUCUGUCUCUAAGUCUAUAGAACGAAUCUUUAAAAUCUGGGAAGAUCGAAAUGUGUACCCAGAAGACAUGAUUGUGGCAUUGAGAGAAGCCUUAAGUACCACUUUCAAAACUCAGAAGCAGCUGAAAGAAAAUCUGAACAAACAACCGAAUAAGCAGUGGAAGAAAUCACAAACAUCCACGAAUCCAAAAGCUGCUCUCAAAUCUAAGAUUGUUGCUGAGUUUCGAUCUCAGGCCCUCAUUGAAGAAUUGUUGAUGUACAAACGCUCAGAAGAUCAGAUAGAACUGAAGGAGAAACAGUUGUCAACUAUGAGAGUAGAUGUCUGCAGCACAGAAACUCUCAAAUGUUUAAAAGAUAAAACAGGUGGAAAGAAGUUCUCCAAAGAAUUUGAAGAAGCAAGUUCCAAGCUAGAGGAAUUUGUGAAUGGAUUAGAUAAACAGGUGAAAAAUGGGCCCUCACUAACAGAAGCAUUAGAGAAUGCUGGAAUUUUCUAUGAAGCACAGUACAAAGAAGUGAAAGUGGUAGCUAACGCUUACAAAACCUUCGCUAACCGAGUAAACAACUUAAAGAAGAAGUUGGAUCAAUUGAAGUCAACCCUUCCUGAUCCUGAGGAAUCACCAGUCCCCUCUCCAAGUAUGGAUGCUCCUUCCCCAACUGGUUCUGAGUCUCCAUUUCAGGGGAUGGGAGGUGAGGAAUCCCAGUCACCAACCAUGGAGAGUGACAAAUCUGCCACACCGGAGCCUGUAACAGAUAACCGUGAUGUGGAAGACAUGGAACUCUCAGAUGUGGAAGAUGAUGGAUCAAAAAUCAUUGUGGAGGACAGGAAAGAAAAACCUGUGGAAAAACCCGCCGUCUCCACUGGUGUGCCCACCAAAUCAACAGAAAGUGUCUCGAAAGCCUCACCGUGUGUCCCCCCAUCUGUGCCCACGCCCGCAGCUCCACCUCUCCCGAAGCCUCUGAACACUGCACUUCUGUCCCCUUCCCCAACUUUGGUUUUGCCAAACCUGGCCAAUGUGGAUCUGGCAAAGAUCAGUUCCAUCCUUAGCAGCCUAACAUCAGUCAUGAAAAAUACUGGGGUCAGUUCUGCAUCAAGACCUUCUCCAGGAACUCCUACCAGUCCCAGCAACCUCAGCAGUGGCUUGAAAACACCUGCACCUGCCACAACACCAUCUCACAACCCUCUGGCAAAUAUCCUGUCAAAGGUGGAGAUCACCCCAGAGAGCAUUCUCUCUGCUCUUUCUAAAACCCAGACACAGUCAGCCCCUGCACUCCAAGGCUUGUCAUCAUUACUUCAGAGUGUUACUGCAAACCCUGUGCCAGCCAGUGAAGCUACUUCCCAGAGCACUACAGCCUCCCCUGCCAGCACCACAAGCUCUGCCGUAAAAGGGAGAAAUCUGCUCUCCAGUACCCAGUCUUUUAUUUCCAAAAGCUUCAACUAUUCUCCUAGUUCUUCAACUUCUGAAGUCUCUUCGACUUCAGCAAGCAAGGCUUCAGUUGGGCAGAGCCCGGUGCUCCCAAGCACUACUUUUAAACUACCAUCCAGUUCUUUAGGGUUUACAGGGACCCACAAUACUAGCCCUGCUGCCCCACCAACUGAAGUUGCCAUGUGCCAAUCCUCAGAGGUCUCCAAGCCAAAGCCAGAAUCAGAGUCCACCUCUCCAAGCCUGGAAAUGAAGAUCCACAACUUCUUAAAAGGUAACCCUGGUUUCAGUGGCUUAAACUUAAACAUCCCAAUCCUCAGCAGCUUGGGAUCCAGUGCCCCAUCAGAGGGCCAGUCCUCGGAUUUCCAGCGUGGUCCUACUAGCACUUCAGUUGACAGCAUCGAUGGAACUCCUGUUCGGGAUGAACGGAGUGGGACACCCACCCAGGAUGAGAUGAUGGAUAAGCCCACAUCCAGCAGUGUAGAUACCAUGUCCCUGCUGUCUAAGAUCAUCAGCCCUGGUUCCUCAACACCCAGCAGUACAAGAUCGCCACCUCCUGGAAGAGAUGAAAGCUACCCCCAAGAGCUCCCCAAUUCUGUGUCUACAUAUCGAGCCUUUGGCCUGGGCAGUGACUCUCCCUACAAGCAGCCUUCUGGUGGAGUUGAGAGGCCAUCAUCACUGAUGGACUCCUCACAGGAAAAGCUCUUCCCAGAUACUUCCUUCCAGGAAGAUGAGGACUACCGAGAUUUUGAAUAUUCAGGGCCUCCACCAUCUGCCAUGAUGAAUCUAGAGAAGAAACCAGCCAAGUCAAUCCUGAAGUCAAGCAAGCUUUCUGAUGCCACUGAAUACCAGCCAAUCCUGUCUAGUUACAACCACAGGGCCCAAGAGUUUGGGGUCAAAUCUGCCUUCCCUCCAUCUGUAAGGGCCCUCCUGGACUCUAGUGAGAACUGUGACCGUCUUUCAUCUCCCCCUGGGCUAUUUGGUGCCUUCAGCAUAAGAGGGAAUGAACCUGGGUCUGAGCGGUCACCAUCACCAAGUAAAAAUGAUUCAUUUUUCACCCCUGACUCCAACCACAGUGGCUUGUCUCAGUCUACUGCUGGGCAUCUCACUUUGCCACAGACGCAGUACCCAGACUCUCCUCACCCAGUCCCACAUCGUUCCGUUUUCUCUUCACAGAGUACCCUUGCCGCUCCAGCGGGCCACCCACCCACAUCAGGCGUGGAAAAAGUCCUGGCCUCCACGAUUUCCACCACAUCAACAAUUGAGUUUAAGAAUAUGCUUAAAAACGCCUCACGAAAGCCCUCAGAUGAUAAGCAUUUUGGCCAGACCCCCAACAAGGGUACUUCAAGUGAUGGUGUUGGUCUGUCAAAUCUCACUCAGCCCAGCUUGCCCACCACUGACCAACAACAGGAAGAACACUAUCGAAUAGAAACUCGUGUUUCCUCCUCCUGUUUAGACUUGCCUGACAGCACAGAAGAAAAGGGGGCCCCUAUAGAAACUCUAGGUUAUCAUAACGCAGCUAAUAGGAGAAUGUCGGGGGAGCCAAUACAGACUGUAGAGUCUAUACGAGUUCCUGGGAAGGGAAAUAGAGGACAUGGGCGUGAGGUUUCAAGAGUAGGUUGGUUUGAUCUGAGCACACCAGGCAGCUCUUUUGACAAUGGUCCCUCAAGUGCCUCUGAGUUGGCAUCCCUUGGGGGUGGGGGCAGCGGAGGUCUCACUGGCUUUAAGACAACGCCGUACAAGGAACGGGCACCCCAGUUUCAGGAGAGUGUCACCAGCUUUCGUUCCAACAGUUUCAACUCAACAUUUGAGCAUCAUCUCCCCCCAUCCCCCUUGGAACAUGGGACACCCUUCCAGAGAGAGCCAGUGGGGCCAUCAUCUGCCCCACCUGCCCCUCCUAAGGAUCAUGGUGGUAUCUUCUCUCGAGAGGCACCCACUCAUCUGCCCUCUGUGGAUCUUUCGAACCCCUUUACAAAGGAGGCAUCUCUGGCCCAUGCUGGUCCACCACCACCUCCUGGAGAGCACAGCGGAGUUCCUUUCCCUCCACCACCCCCUCCUCCACCCCCUGGGGAACUUAGCAGUGGAGGGACUGGUGUCCCCUUUGCUACUCCACCCCCUCCUCCACCCCCUGUUGACCACUCUGGGGUUGUACCUUUCCCAACUCCACCACUGCCAGAGCAUGGAGUGACUGGGGCUGUGGCAGUUUUUCCCAAGGACCAUAGUUCCCUCCUUCAAGGGACCAUGGCUGAGCAUUUUGGGGUGCUCACAGGACCCAGGGACCUCAAUGGCCCCGGUCUUAGCCGUGCACGAGAGAGCCUGAGCCUGCCUUCCCACCCUCUGGAGCACCUGGGCCCAGCCCUUGGAGGAGGUGGGGGAGGCAACACCAGCAGCAGUGGCCUUCCCUUGGGUCCCGCACACAGAGACGCCAUCGGCCGGAGUGGUAUGAUUUUACGGAGUCCCCGGCCAGACUUUCGGCCUAGGGAAGCUUUUCUCGGCAGAGACCCAUUCCACAGUUUAAAGAGACCCAGGCCACCUUUUGUUAGAGGCCCUCCAUUCUUUGCACCAAAACGCCCAUUCUUCCCUCCCAGGUACUGAUGGAAAUGUGGGGAAGGCAUUUUGAACAGUCUAGAGAGCAUUGGAAGUAGCAGUUUGGUUUUUUGUUUUAAUUUGUUUUUCCUCUCUUAAUUUUUUUGCUUUGUUUUGUUUUGUUUUUUUUUUUUAAUGAAGGGCCUUCCUUCCAAAUUCAGAAAGCAUACAUGGUAACAAUUUGCUAUAAUCCAGUCUUCUCUCCACACUUAGGACCUUUCCCAAGUUGUUUGUAUUUUUUCUUUAAAAAAACACACACACACACACAUACACACAAGUAAACAUAACCAAAGCCACAAUAUUUGGCUGGGGGUUUGGGGAGUGGGGAGGAAAACGGUAUUUUAUCCCAUCUAUUGAGAGAUUACUUACAUUCGAAAUAAAACUUCGGUCAGUACAGGUAAUAAUGUGCAAUGUUGGGGUGUUAUUUGGGUCUUGGCCUUGCUGAUGGUCAGUAGGGGGAUCCCUGUCACCUUCCCUCUCCAGCUGAGCAACUUCUGUAACCCGAUUGGCUUCCCUCUGUAUUUUCUGCCCUGCAGAAGGCCAAGAGUGCUUGCAGAGGGAAUACAUGGGCAAUGUUGGGCCUGUCGGGUUUAUUUGCUUUAUUCUAAAGGUGUGUUGACACAGAGUGCUUUACUCUUUGCUUUUUUAAGCAGCCUCCUCUGAACUAUUACCAGGCAGUGAGUCUGAAGCCGUACAAACUUCAUUCUGUGUAGUAAAAAAUUUUCUCUUGCUGGGUGUGGUAGCACACACAACCCAGCACUGGGAGGCAGGGACAAGAGAAUGGCAAGUUUGAGGCCAGCUUGGGCUAUAUAGUAGAACUUUGUCUCAAAACGAAAAGUUACCUUGUUGAAAGAAAAAGCUGAAUAUAAUCAUUUCAAGGUUAAAAUGGGAAAUGAUCACAAUGUGUAAAGCUAGGGACAGGCCAUUCAGUGGUGCUAUGUGACCAACUGUCCUUUGUAAACGAGGAAAAGGGAAACAUUCUGAUGGUUCUACAUAUCUAUUCUAAGCCCUUGCCUCCUGCUUUCCCUUUUUCUCCCUCACUUAUUCUGACUAAAUUGAUAAUGUAGGUAAAAUGUUGUCCCUGCCUUCUUAAAUAUUUAAGUAGACACUUAUUUUACUAUGGUGCCUAACUGGUGGUUUUCAGCAAACAUAAUAACUAUUAGAGAAAGGAAAAUAUUUUGUCUUUAUAGUUUCUACCCUCACCCAAUCUCAGUCCUGUAUUCACCCCUGUUCUUGCUGUUUCAGAGGCGAUUGAGUGGUAUCCUUCCAUGAUACUGUGUAGGUGUGUCUUAGAGACAGGUGGGUAUUGCUGGCCGUGUCUUUACAGAGAAAGCAGCAUCCUGAUGAAUCUGUGUUAGCCCUCAGCAAAUAGCAACUUGGUGUUUUCAGUGCCCACUGAUCCCUCACCCUCAUGCCAGCUGCCAGUUGCCUGAGUCACUGCUGUGGAAGGGGCGCUUUCUCCCCUGCAUUAAAAGGCUUGUUUGUGUUUCCGCAUCUGAUACCUAAGGAAAAGACAAUCACUUGGAGUGCUUUUAUCUUUGUAUCUAGGAAGCAAAUACUGCACAUUAGAUUUUCUGCUAGUGUGUUGCACCAGGGUACAUGCUAAUAAUCUCCAGCUAGGUGUGUUGCACCAAUGUGUUGAGCUUUUGAAGGAAUUCCAAUAAGUUAACAUAGAACUAUAAGGAGGUAAAGGAGUGCUUUGGAUUCCUCAGUGGGAUAGCAGAUGGAGGGAAGUGCAGCAUGUGGUCGAGGACAAUCCUUGGUCUCAGAGCAAACCACUUUUUUUUCCCCCUAAGAAAGGCUGUCCAACACAGCCUGGGAGCUGUGCUCUGUGUGAGGGUGCAGCAAGACAUCCUCAGAAUUCACAUCUGUUUUGAGCCAGUUCUUUCCUUUCUCAAGCCUUUCUGCCCUGUAAUCUCCCCACAGAAAUGCAUGAUAUCAUGACCUCGUGUGUGGGGUUGGGUAUAUAGCAUAGCAAAGCAAGGGAGAUAUAGUUAGUUAUAUAUUGAGUCUUAAGAUAUUUGUUUAGUAAAAAGUAUCAAAGCGAAUGAGGGUGGGGGCAGGGAAAUUGUGACUUUCAGGACUGAUUUUUUUUUCCCCAGAAUUAAGUGGGGGUGUUUUUCAGUCUAGAAUAAAAGAGUAUGAAUUCUUUCUACCGCUCUUAUUUAAACUUAAAUAUACUGUUUACUUGAAAAGGCUCUCUGACCAUUUGAUUUUCUAAUAAAAAAAAAAACCAGGGAAGUAUCAGGAAAGUGUUUCUGGAAUGUUGAAGCAGGAUAACUGUCUUCAAGAGCGGAGUGACCACCAUAUGACAGGAGUGCUUGGUACAGUUUAAGGACGGACUUCCAGGGCUUGGGGUUUGUGGGAUAUUUUUUGUUUUGUUUUUGCCACAAGAUCUUCAGUGUGUUUGUUUCAGGGUGGAAGUGGGGGGUUGUAUGAAGCUGUUAGAUAUUUUAAGGAAAUCUUCCUACAACAGUAAAUGAAGACAACUGUAUAUAUGUGAUAUAGUGAAACAAAAGACAUUUCUGGUAUUCAUAAAGAUAAAGCAAGGAUUUUAUUCUUCCUGUGUCUGUGAUUUAAACUCGGUACCAUACUCUGACUUUUGUAUUUCACCCUGAGUUUAAAAAUAAAUAAAUAAACAAGCUAUUUUUUAAAGAAUGCACAACAUAGUUUGUCUUAGCAAGGAAGGACAUGAGUCAUAUGAAGCAGAAUGAGUAGUUGCCACUAAGGUCCUUGAUGCUCACUGUAAAAACAAAGAGUUCCAUGAAUACUCUAGUACCACGCAGAAUUCAGUGAUGCUAUGUCAAAUAGGAUCCUGAAUGGUUUCCUGAGAGCUGAUUCAGCUCAGAUGGGAGCUCCCUCCCUGCAACUCUCUGCCUUCCCAGGGUAAACAGAGCUUGGUUUGCCUCCUGCUUUCCUCUCUGAACCCAGAAGCAGUGUUUAUGAUCAGUGUGGUACAGCAAGCCCAUCUAGACCAUGGAAGUCGGCCCAGCUUUCUUACUGCAGAGUAUCCACUCAGUCCUAAUAUUACCUGUUGGUGGAGUUAGGCCUCAGCUGUUAGUUUUUGAAGCGGCUGUAAAUUACUGCUCCCCUCCCCCACCUUCAUAUUUUUAACUGGUGGGGUUACCUGUUAAGAUUUAAAAAAAAAAAAAAAGUAGAUAUGUUGGAUUGAUAUUCUCACGUGUUCAGUGUGGAAAACAAGUACAUGCUUUAGAGGCAACAACAGUGAAAUCCUUUUGGAAUGUGUAUUAAUAUCAUUUAAUAAAAUAACUAGUUCUAAA